AUGAGACGGCUUUCAAAGACCAAGCAGAUAAAGCAGAGUCGAUUAAACGCGCCCGUGUCCAGGUAUGGGAAACAAGCCAGCACCCUCAAAGACUUUGCCACUGCUAAAAAUCACGCCACUGAAGCCAGUUAUCGCAUUGCUCAUUGCAUUGCUACGCAUGGAAAGCCGUUCACCGAUGGAGAAUAUAUUAAGGAGGCUUUUCUCAGUUGCUCAGAUGUGCUUUUUGAAAACUUGCCAAACAUAGAAACAAUCAAGUCAAGAAUCAAGGACAUUCCUGCGUCAGCUAGAAGUGUUCAGCGACGUGUCGAUGAAAUGGCAGAAAAUGUCAGAGAUCAGCAAACAGCGGGGUUAAAAGAUGCUACGGUAUUCAGCAUUGCACUUGAUGAGAGCGUGGACGUAAACGACAUCCCGCGUUUGGCAGUCAUGGCAAGGUACUGUGAUUCAUCUGUAAGAGAGGAACUCUGCUGCUUAAAGCCAAUGCCUGACACAACAAAAGGCGAAGACAUAGCCAAGGCGUCAAUUGAACAUUUUGAGGAUCGGGGGAUUGACAUGAGCAAAGUGUUUGCGGUGACAACAGAUGGCGCCCCCGCCAUGGUUGGGAGACAAAAGGGAGCUGUCAAAUUGAUUGAAGAAAAAGUCGGCCACCCCAUCAUGAAACUCCACUGCAUAAUACACCAAGAAAGUCUGUGUGCAAAAAUGUCAAAUUCAGAUCUUGGUGAAGUUAUGGCUACGGUGGCAAAGGUUGUUAACUUCAUAGUUAAACGAUCUGCGCUGACACACCGACAGUUUCAGUCCCUGCUCGAAGAGAUGGACAGCGCAUACAAAGAUCUCCCUCUCCACUCUGCAGUCAGAUGGCUGAGCAGCGGUAAAGUUUUGGAGCGAUUUGUCAGCUGCUUGGAUGCUAUCAAGGCCUUUCUGGCGGAAAAAGGCCAAAACUACCCAGAACUGGAGGACGAGACGUGGAUUGUGAAACUUAUGUUUCUCACGGACAUUACGGGACACCUCAGUGAACUCAACCUCAGACUGCAAGGUGCAGGACAAACUGUUUUGGACAUGUUUGACACAUGGACGGCUUUUGUCGGUAAGCUGGGAGUAUUCCCAAAGGAUAUUGCUACCUCCACUUUCCGCUACUUCAGACACUUGAGAGAGCUGUCCUCCCAGCGCAACAUCAGCACCGCUCUAAUAGCCACAUACAUGCGUGAGCUUGAGUCGGAGUUCACAACGCGAUUUGGGGAUUUUAAGAGGUACGGACCAAUGUUUUCCUUCUUGAUCAAGCCCGACAGCUUUGAUGGACAUGAUUUGGAUGUAUCUCUGAUGGACUGGAUGGAUGUACAGGACAUGGAAAUGCAGCUGAUCGAGCUGAAGAGCUCAACACUGUGGGUGCAGAAGUUUGCAGAACUCCGAAAACAGUUAGAAACCACAGCAGUGCAUGAUCACGGAGCCUGCAUCCUCACCUGCUGGACAUCUGUACCAGAGAAGUUCAGCUGUCUACAGAACGUUGCACUGGCUCUGUUGUCAGUCUUCGGUUCAACAUACCUCUGUGAGCAGAUAUUCUCACACAUGAAAAAUGUGCUCAGCCCCUCCCGCAGUCGUUUAACGACGGACCACUCUGAGGCAUGUUUGCAGCUUAAAGUGACGAACUACAAGCCCCAGAUAAUGGAGCUCAGCCAAGCAAAGCAGGGCCAAGGAUCACACUGA
Epinephelus fuscoguttatus (brown-marbled grouper) is the source of this 1698-nucleotide messenger RNA. RefSeq names its product general transcription factor II-I repeat domain-containing protein 2-like. The record is from RefSeq and is a predicted model, not a curated record. NCBI's taxonomy places the organism in Eukaryota, Metazoa, Chordata, Actinopteri, Perciformes, Serranidae. Bases 1 to 1698 code for a protein of 565 amino acids. The transcript has a single exon. Gene Ontology annotation, molecular function: protein dimerization activity.